Lachnellula hyalina is the source of this 1860-nucleotide messenger RNA. RefSeq names its product putative fructose-bisphosphate aldolase. Gene Ontology annotation, biological process: carbohydrate metabolic process. Gene Ontology annotation, molecular function: zinc ion binding; aldehyde-lyase activity. NCBI's taxonomy places the organism in Eukaryota, Fungi, Ascomycota, Leotiomycetes, Helotiales, Lachnaceae. The coding region runs from base 1 to 1860 and encodes 619 amino acids. The record is from RefSeq and is a predicted model, not a curated record. The transcript has 4 exons.
AUGCCCCGAAUCCUCAUCACCGGGGCAGCAGGCAUGAUCGGCCCUCUCCUUGCAGAGCGUCUGCUCCAAGAACCACAAUACGAAGUAAUCCUCACCGACAUAAUCACACCUCCUAUCCCCACAAAGGCAAAAUACCCCCAAAACGCUACAACCAUCCAAGCAGACCUCUGCUCUCCCACAUCCCUGCAAUCCCUCAUCUCCCAAUCCCUCCCCCUCGACGCAAUCUGCAUCUUCCACGGCAUAAUGUCCGCGGGCUCCGAAGCCGAUUUCGCGCUCGGCAUGAACGUCAACCUACGAUCCACGCUCGCACUGUUGGAAAUCCUGCGCGAGAGCAAGAAAGAAGGCGAGAAGCCGCUUAGAGUGCUAUACGCGAGUUCGCAAGCCGUGUACGGCCAGCCGUUGCCGGCGGUCAUUGACGAGAGCGUGAUGCCGACGCCAGAAGGCAGUUACGGGGCGCAGAAACUAGUCUGCGAGACGCUGCUGAACGACUAUACACGCAAGGGGUACGUGGACGCGCUGUGUCUGCGCUUCCCGACGAUAAGCGUGAGGGGCGGGAAGCCGACGCAGGCUGCGAGUUCGUUUCUGAGCGGCAUGAUUCGGGAGCCAUUGAAUGGGCAGGAGUGCGUGAUCCCGUUGCGCGAUCGUGCGUUUAGGAGCUGGUUGUGUAGUCCGCGGACGCUGAGGGAGAAUCUGGUGCUGGCGCUGGGGUUGGAUACUAGUGGGAUGGAUAGACAUAGGAGGGUGGUUAAUAUGCCGGGGAUUGGGGUUAGUGUGCAGGAGAUGAUGGAUGCGCUUGCGAGGGUGGCGGGGGAGGACAACUUGGGGUUUUUGAGGGAGGAGACGGAUGUGGGGAUGGAGAGGAUUUUGAGGAGUUGGGGCACGGAGUUUGAUAAUAGUUUGGCUUAUGGGUUGGGGUUUAGGAAGGAUGUUAGUUUUGAGCAGGCGGUUAGGGACUAUGUUGAUAGCUUGAAAGGCUUUUACCACAUUCCAAUCACAAUGUCAUACCCCAAGAUGGAAGACAACCGCGCCGUGAAGAUGCUAAAGGCAGCUGAAGAAGGCGGAUACGGCGUCGUUGGAGUAGUUUCAUACAACCUCGAAACAAUAACCGCCGUAGUCCGCGCCGCCGAAAAAAAGCGCUCCCCCGCGCAAAUCCUCCUCUUCCCCUGGGCACUCCACUACUCGCCCCUACUAAUCCACCUGGCCGCCGCCGCCGUGCGCACCGCCAGCGUGCCCAUCGUGCUACACCUAGACCACGCGCAGUCCGAGGCCGAGAUCAUCGCAGCGUCCGCGUACCCCUUCGACAGCAUCAUGGUGGACAUGUCGCACUACGAGAAAGCGGAGAACCUGGAGAAGACGCAGCGCAUUACGCGCAUGCUACAUGAGAAGGGCAUUGCGACGGAAGCGGAGCCGGGCCGGAUUAACGGCGGCGAGGAUGGGGUGAAGGAUACGGGGGAUCUGGAGGGCUUGCUUACGACGGCUGAGGAGGCGCUGGAGUUUGUGGGGACGGGGAUCGAUUUCCUGGCGCCGGCUUUUGGGAAUGUGCAUGGGAAUUAUGGGGGUGUUGAGAAUAUCAAGUUGGAUUUUGAAAGACUUGAGAAAAUCCAGGCAGCGACGAAAGGAAAGGCGCAACUGGUCUUGCAUGGUACAAAUACCUUCCCAGACGCAACGAUGCAGGGGUGUAUCAAGGGGGGGAUGACGAGGUGUAAUCUUAAUGAUUUGGUGCUGCAUAAAUAUAGUAAAUACGUGGCGGAGAACACGGGUAAGGUGCCUCUCACAGAGUUGAUGGGGACGGGUACGGAUCUGAUCCAGGAGUUGAUUGAGUAUCAGAUGGAUAUCAUGGGAUCGACUGGGAAGGCGUAA